AUGCCAAGUCCAGGUUCAGACGAACACUAUCUUAGAUUCUUUGAGUCCUACGCUCGUUCUCCAAGAAAUGACCUUAUGAUGAUCCCGAAGGAACCAGGCGAUUUCAGAGAAAGAGUUGAAAGAGAAACCAUCAGAGGUCGUUAUGGUGUUUUCCACUAGACUCUUGAAUAAUACUUGAACAGACAGCGGAGAGCAUACACCGUUCCUCGUCUGGUUUUAUUCUGGUUAGGCUCAUUUGCAUUCAUGCAACAUGCAUUUUUUGCAUUCAAUCAGACUUUCCAAAACCUAGCAAGCAAUGGCAAAUUCUCUAAUCAUCCCAACUACAAGCUUCUUGAGCCAAUCUAUUCUGGCUUCUACUUGCUAAGACCUGUUUUCUUGUCUUACAUUUUUUACAGAAUGACCAAGCUAAUGGGAGUAAUGGUCAUAAGACACUAAACUUAAUUAAAGUUACACAGAUUAAUAGCUUUCUAAGUUUAAGCUAUGAUGCACUCUAGGGUAUUAAAACUCUUAAACUAAAAGUGCUAAUGCCACCUUGAUUCAAAAGUCUGGCAAGUUAUUAAGCCAACCAAAAGAUGUAAUGCAAAUCCCAGAUCAAAAAAUUCAGUUGUAAUUAUGGCAUACCAACUUCACUAUGCUGUCCAAAUAAAAAUAGAUAUGAGGAAUUUAAGGUUCUAUCAGAUAUGCUAAAGAAUCACAUAUGUGGUAAAGUAUGCCUAUGGAUUUAUUUAAGAUGAAAAUUCCUAUUUGAAAGAGACAUGGUCACAGAUGGAUUUCUUCAUCGUUGUGACCUCACUUAUUGAUACCACUAUUAGUGGUGUGAACCUACCAAUUAUUAAAAUCAUAAGACUUUUGUGUAUUCUAAGGCCUUAAAGGUUCAUAUCACAUAAUUCCUCUAUGAAAACUGUUGUUAUAGCUCUUCUUUCUUCAAUGGGAGCUAUCUUCAAUGUGGGUAUUGUGGUUGUUUGUAUAUUUUUGAUGUUCUCAAUUCUUGGUGUAAAUCUGUUUGCUGGAAAAUUAUAGUAUUGCACUGUAGACACCUAUAUAAUUGGAGAUAAUGUGACUUGCUUUAAAUAGAGAGGAGAGUGGAAAACUUACAAUUAAAACUUUGAUAAUGUCAUUCAAGGAAUGCUGACUUUAUUCUCUGUCGCUACAUUAGAGGGAUGGCCUGAUCUUAUGUAUACAUACACAGAUAUUACUGGAGUUGAAAGUGGACCAAAGCCUAAUGCAUCUCCUACUAAUUCUUAUUUCUUCGUUGCAUUUGUGUUUAUCGGAGCCUUUUUCUUUAUGAAUCUCUUCGUCGGAGUCUUGUUUAUGAAUUUCGAAGCAGCCUAAAGAGAUGAAAAAGAAGCACUUCUGUUAGAGGGUCACGAGGUUAAAUGGGUAGAUAUGAUGAAGAUGAUAGUUGAUGCGAAACCUGAAAUUAUUAAGAUCCCUAAGAAUAAGAUUUCAAUUUUUAUGUACGCAUUCACAAAAGGAGAAAGUAAAUUUGACUUCUUUAUUAUGAUCUGCAUUAUUCUGAAUAUGGUAUAAAUGGCUAUGACCUAUGAGGGUAUGACAGUUGAGUACACUAAAGGUCUUGAGUUCUCAAACUACUUCUUUACUGCUGUCUUCACUCUUGAGUGCGUCUUCAAGUUGAUUGGUAAUGGCUCAGCUUAUUUCAUACCUGGUUGGCAUAAAUUUGACUUCUUUGUGGUCUGUUCAAGUUACAUAGAUAUAGUAAUGGCUUAACUUUCAGCGACUUCCCUUAAAUUCCUAAGAGUAGGACCAUAAUUAGCCAGAGUUCUCAGAGUGCUUAGAGUGAGUAGACUAUUCAGAUUGCUUAACAAAUACAAGGGUCUUCAAGCUUUACUUCAGACUAUUACAUUCUCACUCCCAUCUCUAUUUAAUGUCUUUGCUUUGCUAAUGCUAGUAUAUUUUAUCUUUGCAGUUUUAGGAGUGUUUAUGUUUAAUGGUAUAACCUAAGGAACAUAGAUUGAUCCAAUUUACUUCAACUUCUAGAACUUUUCACAAGCUAUGAUUAUUUUGCUUCGAAUAUCUACAGGAGAAGAUUGGCCUCUAAUUAUGUAUGAUACAAUGAAUACAAGUUCAGAAUGUAUUCCAGGCAAAAACUGUGGACUCAGUUAUGCUCCUAUAUUCUUUAUCAUAUUCGUCAUGAUUUAAUCCUACGUUAUGCUCAAUCUUUUCAUUCUGAUUAUUUUGCAGUAAUUUGAACUCUAUUAUCUGCCAAAUGACAAUAUUCUGCAGUAAUUCAGAAAUGAUUUGGACACCUUCAAACUAACUUGGGCUAAGUAUGCCAAAGAAUUCACUGGAAUCAAGAUAAGAGCUAACGAUCUAGUAUCAUUUUUCAAACAUUUGGGAGGAAAACUUGGCUUCGGCAAUGUGAGUGAAUCUGAAAUGCUAAGAAAUAUCGUCAAAAUGAAUCUAGAAAGUGACGAGGAAGGUUUUAUUUACUUUAAUGAGCUCCUAUAUAAGACGAUGAAGAGAACUUAUGGAACCGAAAGAACUAAGAAGAAGAUUUUGAUUGAUAUCGAAUUGAAGACCUUGGAAAGAUUACAAAAAAUCAAAUCAAAAACUAUUUCAAAGGAAAGAAAGACCGAAAGAAUUAAAGCUGUUACAGUUAAUCCAUUUUUGGCUGUUAUGUACAAGAAUAUGUCGUUCAAGGCAUGGACAAAACAAUACAAGGUAAAUGUGCCUAAGAGAGCUGAAGAGUAAGAUUUUGGAUUGGAGAGAGACAGCUCUGAAGAGGAAUAGAGUCAGGAAAAUAUAAAGAUAGAUGAUGAUGAGUAUGAGUAUGUAACUGAAUAGGAUUUAUCAUGCGACGAGGAUGAUUUAUCAGAGCUUGAGAAUUCAGCUAAGAAUAUAAACCUCGAGAAAUCAGUCAAUGCUUUAAUCCAUGACUUGAAUCUUCACACUCCUAUGGAAUAGUAAGAAGCUAACAACACUCAGUUCUCAAGUCAGCCACUUCUCUUAAACAAUAAUCAAAGCGGCAAUGAUAUUUCAAACAAACUCAUAGGCAUCGAAGACAGGAGUAUGGUUGAGUAAUAAUAACCAAAUUCUGGCACAUUUAAGAUCAAAUUGCAGCAAGCUACUUAGAUGCAGAGAAAUUCAAGUACCGAUAACUAAGCAAUUAGUCCUCCAGUCCACAGGUCACCUGAAUUAAACUUGAAACUAGACCUGAACAAGGCUAGAUUAAGUCACAACCAUGACAUCAGUCAAUUCUAAAAGUAGGAGUAUGAAGGAGAUUCCUCUGAGGAGUCAGAGGACGGAGAUAGCUCUCCCGAUGUAAAUGAAAAUGAUAAUGUAGACAGGUAUGUUGAGGCUGUUGAGAGAAAAUCCUCAAAAACCUCUUUGGAUAAGCAAUACUCUACUAGAGAUAAACUCGUUAAAAAGAAUCAAUGA
This is a messenger RNA of Stylonychia lemnae, 3399 nucleotides long. The record is from the annotation of a GenBank genome assembly. NCBI's taxonomy places the organism in Eukaryota, Ciliophora, Spirotrichea, Sporadotrichida, Oxytrichidae.